AGCUUCGUCGCAACUUAAUAUACACACUGCAAUUACUAAUUCUUUCACAAUUCUCCAAUUAAUCCUGCACGGCACGCUUCACCAAACAUCAGGCCACUUUGAGCACUCAGCCAGCAAAAUAAAGUGGGUCAACUCUCGUCAUCCAACCCGUCUUUUUCUCGAGGAAGCUUUGACAACACACCUUCGCCUUUCAUUGAGAGAUUGUCUUUGAACAAACACCGAUUUCAUCACAAUUGAUAUCGAAUCUACGCAACCAUGAAGAUUCUCAGCAAGGAAGAGGAGGAAGCCCACUACAACGAGGUCCUCAAGGGCGGCGUCAUCGGUGGCACGCUUGGUCUCGCUGUUGGCAUGGGAGGUGUCCUCGCUGCCUCCAGACGCUAUCCGGCUUUCCGCAACCUCACACUUCCCUUUAGAACGUUCCUUGUCACAUCUACCGGUACCUUCUGCGCCAUUGUCAAUGCCGACCGCUACUCCGUCAAGUACCAGCGCAGCCGUGACCCCAUGAGCACAUAUCAGGACAGCAGCAAGCGCGCCAUGGAGCUUGCCCGUGAGAACGAAUCCACCUACCAGCGCUUCCUCGACUGGGGCCGCGAGAACAGAUACAGCAUUGUCUUCACAUCAUGGCUCGCCAGUAUGGGCAUUGCCCUGGCCCUUGUCGGCCGCGCCCCCAUGAGCGCCACGCAGAAGCUGGUCCAGGCUCGUGUCUAUGCCCAGGGCUUGACCCUCGCUGUCCUCGUCAUCACGGCUGCUUUCGAGGUCAAUGAUGCCAAGAAGGGUAAUGGCAGAUGGGAGACUGUCAUGGUCGUCGACCCCAAUGACCCCGAGCAUAAGCACAUGAUUGAAAAGAGAAUUCACAAGGAGGAAUACGAAGGCCAGGACCUUUGGAUGGAUAUGGUUGAGGCUGAAGAGCGCCGUCUCGCUGAACGUGCCAAGCAAAAGAAGGAGGAGGCCGAGGCCGCCGCCGCCGACAAGGCUACCGAAGAGCCCAAUGACGAAUCCGCCAAGAAGCAAGCUUCCAAGGCGGUUGAGAAGGCGACCCCCAACACCGCUGCUCAAAAGGCUUGAUUCCUUCCCCUGCCCUCAUCGAUACCCCCUUUUAGAAUGCACUCGGCAUCUUGCGGCUCGCCAGAAUUAGGUGGACCUGUAGCACACAAAAGCAUAGACAGUCUUGGAGUUUCCUGGUCUUGGUUAUUCGUGAUAGACAUUUGAUUAUGGUUUUCUCUUUCCUAUUUUUUUUAACUUGUUGGCCACGCCAAACAUCUGUACAAUAGCAAACCAUCUCUCAAUACAAUGAUAUAAUGACAUUAACAAAUGGUAUAUGCUGGCUAACUAAUGCUCUAUUUACACUUCAAUCGUAAAGUGGCUGAUCUGGGAAUAGUAAGCAUGGACUGCCAAUUCGAGAAUCGUGACAUCUCCAAAGACCUGGUUCCCGUCAAAGCCUCCAAUCAUCAGCACUCUGCUGUCGUGCAGCACCGUGCCGUGGUAUCCUCUACCCGAUGGGGGCUGGCCGUAUACUUUGCGCUUAUCCCACGUCAUUGUAACAAGAUUGAGGAGCAGCAGGUCGUUGCAGUAAUCAUUGCCAUCGUGGCCACCAAUGACGAAGAGAUAUGAGCCCACAAUGGUGGCCGUGUGUGAAAGGCGUCUAAAGGUGACGGGAAGAUCAACCUCCUUCCAGACAUGGGUGUCGACAUCGUAUACCCAAACAUCAUCAAAGCAUUCUCCUCCAUCGGACCCUCCGUAAAUAAUCAGCUUGCUACCCACCAUAUUGGCCGUGUGGUAGCCGCGAGCUUUCGGCUCGUCCUCAUCUGCGUCUCCGGAAGGGUCAUAGACCAGCUUCCAUGACAUUCUGUUAAUAUCGCUCACAUCAAGGCGCCAUAUAUCGUUAAGAGCGCGGAUGCCGUCACCGCCGCCAAACACAUAUAUCCCGUUCUUGUAUAGGCAUGCUGUGUGCGCGCGUCGUUUCGAGGGGAAUUUGUCGCCGAGAAUCUUGGGUUUCGACCAGCGAAAGUUGAUUGUAUCGAGAACAUAAAUGUCGUUAUAGUAAGCCGGGCCAUCGCCUCCUCCAAAGACUACCAGCUUCUUACCCACGGCAGUGCAGGUCAUGGCUCUGAGCGGCGCUGGCACUUCGCCCACCACCAGCGGCACUGACCAGUAGAAGGCGUCUGCAUCCAGGACGUAUAGAGUAUUGAAGCACGCAUUCGAGUCGCAGCCGCCAAAUAUAUACACGUUCGAACCGAUCAGCGUGGUGGUAUGUGCUCGUAAGCAAGAAUGCGGCGCUCCAGAGGUGGGAGCUUUCGACCAGUACAUGCCAGACGCUGGUGCGUGUGCCACUUGAGGAGCCUUUUUGGGAUCCGGUAGAAGGGGGAAUGGCCUAUGUUCGCCGCUUGCCGAUGCUUGCUCUAUGACUGAGCUCUUUCGUGAAGCCGAGAUUGUAGCCACGGCCAUAGCUCGGUUUGUGAUGACCGACGUGGUCCGAGGCAGAGGCCUGCUACGAUUCUCCUUGUCCUCCAUGCGCUCAGGCGAUUCUGUAAGAGGCGGGGGUAUCUUUGCACCCGACGAUGUCGACGGUCGAGACGGCGGCGCCUGAGUAGCGGACUGGGAUCGGUUGCGGAUGGGAAUCUCGGCCGGCCUGCGGCGGUCUUUGGGGCUCUUGCCAGCCAGUUGGCCUGGCGUAUGGCUUCGUGGUAGCGGGACGGGGGGUUCAUCGUCUGUUUCGUCCGAGUCCUGGUAGAUGUCGGGCUUGUCGCGGGGAGAACCAAUGCGGGUUGACUUGGAUGAGACCUUUGUCUUGAUAGCGGGGGGUUUCAUAGAUGCGCGCUUCGACUUGCUCGCGUCCGCCAUGGUUGCUUAGGCAGCGGGCAUUGCCUCGAGCUGGUAUUUAGUAAUAAAAAUUAGUAGCCUCUUCUUCUAUUUGUUCGUAUUUCUGUCUUUGAAUUGAAUUUAGCCGCACGUGUUUGCAGUUGCAGCGGCAACAGCACACAGACAACAGUGGCGUUGGAUAUUGGCGGGGUUGGUUUGCGG
[Torrubiella] hemipterigena is the source of this 3021-nucleotide messenger RNA. NCBI's taxonomy places the organism in Eukaryota, Fungi, Ascomycota, Sordariomycetes, Hypocreales, Clavicipitaceae. The record is from the annotation of a GenBank genome assembly.